Messenger RNA from Ixodes scapularis (black-legged tick), 666 nucleotides. RefSeq names its product 39S ribosomal protein L13, mitochondrial (gene mRpL13). Gene Ontology annotation, molecular function: structural constituent of ribosome; mRNA binding. Gene Ontology annotation, cellular component: ribosome; mitochondrial large ribosomal subunit. The record is from RefSeq and is a predicted model, not a curated record. Bases 1 to 546 code for a protein of 181 amino acids. Lineage: Eukaryota; Metazoa; Arthropoda; Arachnida; Ixodida; Ixodidae. Gene Ontology annotation, biological process: negative regulation of translation; translation. The transcript has a single exon.
AUGUGCGCGCUCUCCAGCUUCAAGCGAGUCCAGCAAUGGGCCACAUUCACGCGACGCUGGCACCUGUACGACGCUCGCUGGCAGAACCCGUUCCAGUCGGCCGAGCUGAUCGCCGACGUGCUGGCAGGCAAGCACAAGCCCAUCUAUCAUGCGAGCAAUGACUGCGGAGACCAUGUGGUGGUCAUUAACACCCGCGAAAUCGCCAUGCCCUGGUACGAGUGGAAGUACCGCAUGUACUACCAUCACACGCGCUUCGCCGGCGGAGCCUCGUGGACGUCGGCGUGGGAGCUGCAGGACAAGGACCCUACCAAGGUACUCUGGAAGGCAGUCUACAGGGCGUGCCCGGGCGACCUGCGCCGCAAAACCAAGAUGGCCAGGCUCCACUUGUUCCCGGACGACCGGCUGCCCGACGAGGUGGCCCGAAACAUCUCCGGCCAACUCAGACAGCUUCGGCCCGUGCCCAGGAAGCUGGCAGAGUUGAGCGACCAAGAGCGCCACAGCUUCCCCAAGCUCUUCGAUUACCCGGAGGACUACAUCGUCACGUAGCAGUCGACCCCGUUACAUAGUCGCAGGAAUAAACGCACUAGAGAUCGGUGAGCGUUGUUCCUGCUUUUCUAUCAUACAGCCACCUUUCAACGACGCGCAAUAAAUGGAUGCACCUUGCCA